Messenger RNA from Talaromyces atroroseus, 549 nucleotides. RefSeq lists its product as hypothetical. NCBI's taxonomy places the organism in Eukaryota, Fungi, Ascomycota, Eurotiomycetes, Eurotiales, Trichocomaceae. Gene Ontology annotation, cellular component: nucleosome. Bases 1 to 549 code for a protein of 182 amino acids. The record is from RefSeq and is a predicted model, not a curated record. Gene Ontology annotation, molecular function: structural constituent of chromatin; protein heterodimerization activity; DNA binding. The transcript has 2 exons.
AUGCCCCCCAAAGCCGCGCGAGGGCGGCCAUCCAAGGCUCCAACCACAGAAUCUCAACCUGCAAGCGCAAGCAAAACUGUCCCCUCACCUAAAUCACCAUCCGCCAGCAAAAAGCAGAAGCCCACGCCCACAUCUCCCGCGAAGAGCCGGAUAGAAAAGCGGCCUGCAGGAAAGAAGGCCCCGCGCACGUCGAAUAUCCAGCCCGGCGACCCAACCCCCACCGGCCGCCGCCGACGCUACAAACCCGGCACAGUCGCUCUCAAAGAAAUCCGCCAAUAUCAACGCUCCUUUGACCUACUCAUCUCCAAACUACCAUUUGCGCGUCUCGUGCGCGAAGUCGCGCUUGACUUGCUGCCCGCAGAAGUCGGCGCGGAGCUGCGAUGGCAGUCGCACGCAAUCCAGGCUUUGCAAGAAGCCGCAGAAGCCUUCAUGGUGCAUCUGUUUGAGGAUACGAAUCUGUGCGCGAUUCAUGCUAAAAGGGUGACGAUUAUGCAGAAGGAUAUUCAGUUGGCGAGGAGGAUUAGGGGGAUGUGGGGUGGAUUAGGUUGA